GCGAAAACGAAACUAGAGAUAAUGUUGAUCUUUAUUUCGUAUAGAAAUGAUAUUUAGAGUAUAAAAUAACCGACACACCACUUUUUGUAAAAUAUUUUAGAAAUUACAAAUUUGAUAAAAAGUUAAAAGCUGUGUUCGGAUUUCAAAAAGUUAAAUUAAGUUAACUGUUUGAUUGAAUGUUAUGAUUCACAUGUGAAUGAGGUUAUCGAUAUCAUUUGAUUUAUAAACUAUUUAUUGAUAUAGUUUAACAUACUCUUUUUGUUAAAACAGUUUAACACAUGCUGGUAUUAUCUUAAAAUGGAGGUAACAGGAAGGAAAUUAGAAUCUGAAGAUAAAUCUGUUUUGUUUUGUGAACCAUGUGAGGUCGAAAAUUCGAAAACAUCAGCAAAUGGGGCGUGCCGGGAAUGCAAGGAAUAUAUGUGUGCCACGUGCUUCCGACAUCAUUUAAAGAGCAAACAAUGUAGAAAUCAUGUGUUGCUUUCCCUUGAAGAGUUUUCGUCACUUACGCUAGAUUGUGGAUCAGAAUAUGUCAUUAAAUGUAAGAAACACGACGAUGAAAUCAUUAAAUUUUAUUGUCGUUCACAUGAUGUCACUGGAUGUGGAGACUGUAUAGUUUUAGAACAUACAUCAUGUAAACCGGAAUAUAUCAAGGACUUGGCGAAGCCAUUCACAGACGGAGAUGUAUACAAAUCAAUUGUAAAACGAGUUGAAGAUCUCGGAAAGAAGAAAUCCGAUUGCGAACAAGAUAUUGAAAAAGGUAAGGAAAAAAUUGGAAAGAUGAAUGAAAAGGCACUUAAAGAAAUCCGUGAAUUUAGAAAAGAAAUUAAUACAUGUUUGGAUGAAGCAGAGGCAAAUCUCUUAUCAGAAAUGAAGAAAAUGACAAUGGAAAACACGGGGCAGCUGGAAAAGAUUGAAAAAGGUUUACAGUCAUUAACUUCUGAGCUUCAGACGAUGACACAGAUGCUCAACACACAACUCCAUCAUGGAAAUGCAUUAUUUAUCAACGCAGUUAAUUGUAAGUCUAAACUUACCGACAUGGAAACGAUGUACGAAAACAUAACAAAAGAAAAGGCCUUGAAAGAGUUUGAAUUUGUCCGAAUCAAACUUAUGUCAGAGUUGUUGAAAGCUGCUGAACCGUUAGGAAGUCUGAAGUUUAUUAAACGUUUUACAAAAAGUGAGUUUGUGGUUGGUUCUCGUGUACGCCGUGGUCCGGACUGGAAGUACGUGUAUGGAAAUCAGGACGGCGGGCGACAAGGCACAAUGAUAGGAUUUGGUAUGGGCGGUUCGGCAAGAGUGAAAUGGGAUAAUGGACAUACAUUUUCUUACCGUAUUGGACAACAAGACUCAUACGAAAUUGAAAUCAUUUAGUUACUUUAUCCGAAAAUAAAAUAACAACAACUAACAAACAAACCAAACAAAAACAGUAAAUUAUUUGAAAAAACGCAGUUAUAUAUUAUUAUAUUAAAACCGGUAUUAUCUUAUAAUAUUUUGUCUUAACAGUAUUUUAUAAUAUACAAAUAUAAUAACAAAUAACUUCUACAAAGCUGUCAUCUUCCUCAACCGCGAUGUUUAAGUAUUCUCAAGGCUUAUGAAAGCAUGCUGGCUUGAAUACUUAUUUGUAAGACAACAUAUUUGCGUUUUAUCGCUGUAUUUUAUUUUAUCAGUACAUUUUAGAUCAAUGUUUUUAUAAUAUACCACAAUAAAAUGAGUAUCAUUCAUCCAACUUGUAAUGACAUAAAAACAUAUUUAGAUAGACACCUAAGAUAUAUAUUAUUUCAUAUGGUAAUGUGGAAAGAGACAUGUCAUUGUUAGUUGUGACUUCCAAAACUUUAGAAGCCGCUUUUUAAUAUUUUUGUUUUUCAUCUGAUGCGGCAUUAAAGUUUUGGAUUAGACCCGUUACGAAACCUAACCAGAAUAACAUACGUUGAUUUCACCUUAUUUUUCAUUAGAAAGUACCAAUAUCUCAAUUUAUUCUUGUGCAGUUUGCGAUAAAACAAUUAAUUUCAAUUUAAUAUCGUUCUAUACCAUUUAAAGUAUCAAAAUAUUAAUACCGUCAUUAAAAUUGCCUAUUUAACUGUGAAGCAUCAAUUACGCCAACUACAGUCGACCAUGAUAUUUAGGAGCUACGCUAGACCUCUUAUGACGUAAUUAGCGGAAACGAUUAGAGUUGAGCCAUGCAUGCACUAUAUUUAGAAAUAUCUUUGUUCUAAAUGAUUUUAAUACUUAUAAUUCAAGAUAAUGUUUUUAUUUGUUUUCUUUAAUUUUUUAGUACUUAAAUAAAAUUAUAUUGGAUACAAAGGAUUAUUUAACAAUUUUAAUCAGUGAAACGUUACAGAUAGAGUUGGCGGACAGACAUCUGUAGGAUAUCAUCGUUAAUUUGUAAUUGCAAUUUGUUGAAAACCAUGCAAAGAAUAUUCUGGAUACAGAAGGAUCAGAUUUCACAGAUCAUAACCUUAUAAAUGGGUUAGUGUUUUGUUUUCUUAAUAAAACACAGCUUAUUGUUAGUUUAUGACUGGUAGAUAUCAUCACUUGCUUAAAGAAUAAAAGAAAAGCAGCUUUUCAAGUACAGUAGGUCUACAGCUUGCAAGGUAAGGACAGUUUAUAGUUAUUGUGACUCUUGCUUUAUUUUUGUUACAGUUAUAUUUUAGUUUACAUAUUCAGAUCAUCAAAGUAUUUGUUCGGAGUAUUCAAAUAAAUAACACAU
Molecule: messenger RNA, 2704 nt
Organism: Ruditapes philippinarum (Manila clam)
Lineage: Eukaryota; Metazoa; Mollusca; Bivalvia; Venerida; Veneridae
Product: E3 ubiquitin-protein ligase TRIM33-like
Exons: 3
Coding region: 298-1368 (356 amino acids)
Biological process (GO): protein ubiquitination
Molecular function (GO): ubiquitin-protein transferase activity; zinc ion binding
Source: RefSeq, a predicted model, not a curated record